Paramormyrops kingsleyae is the source of this 2891-nucleotide messenger RNA. RefSeq lists its product as uncharacterized. The record is from RefSeq and is a predicted model, not a curated record. NCBI's taxonomy places the organism in Eukaryota, Metazoa, Chordata, Actinopteri, Osteoglossiformes, Mormyridae. Gene Ontology annotation, biological process: regulation of cell population proliferation. Gene Ontology annotation, molecular function: signaling receptor activity; protein binding.
CAAAUGUUCUUUCACUGAGAAGAAAAAACACUUCUGAAUUCUUCAGUGCAAGUAGUCAUACAGUAUAUAGCUUACAAUACAAAAGUACUCCCAGUUGGACAUCUGCUCUGGGAUGGCAUCUCUACGACUUUGCCUCUUUCUGCUAUGUCACUGCUUCGUCUUGCCAUGCUUGGGCAUCACCUGUGCACCAGGACAGAAGAGAGUGUAUCAUAAAGAGAAGUGUGAACCCUGCGAAGACAGACAUUUCCAGCCAGUCGCAUCUAGCGAUAUAUUCUGUAAUCUUUGCAGUGUUUGUAAUGAGGGGAGUGGAACUGAGUAUGUCCAGCAAUGCACUAAGACAGCUGAUGCAAAGUGUCGCUGUCGUGUUGGAUUCAUCCCCGUAGAUGAGAGGGAUGACUUGUGCCAGUGUCCUGAAGGAUCUGGGCUGACAAAAACAGAUUCAGGUGUGCAAUGUCGAGAAUGUGGUUAUGGAUAUUUCACCAGCAAAGCUGACACGCUGUGUGUGAAAUGGAAAGACUGUGCACCGUGGGGAGUGAAGUCCGGGGGCUCAAAAACCUCAGAUGUCGUUUGUAAUACUGGUUCAGAGGUGACACAGACUAGCGUACAUAGCACCGCCGUAAACCUGAACUACAGUCGCAGCAGUCUGACAAGUGCAGAGACGUCCCCCACAACCGCUACCACCAACUCGACCCUCACACCCCCCCUAAGCCACACUACAACUACAACAACAACAACAACAACAAAAAGUGUAAAUGAUACCAACUACGGUUCUGGCCUAAUUUUGUAUGUCGUGAGCCUCAUUCUGCUGAUCCCUCUCUCAGCUGUGUCCUGCAAACAAGUCAUCAUUCCAUGCAUGAAGAGGCAUAUGAAGAAAAUGAACAAAACAGAUGGCGCCUGCCGAAGGCCUGUGGAAGAGUGCGGGGAUGUAAGUCGAUCUUCUCUGGUAAAGUCCAGCCAGGGGAUACUGUGAUAAUGUUGUUUUUUUAUUUUUUUUUUUUUACUUUUUUUGUGUAUUUUUUCCACCAAAAAAGAACAAACAAAAAACUGAAACAAUCUAAUUUUUAGAUUAAUGUAAUCAGUAUAGGUAUUGAUUAUAGUAGGCUCCAGAGCUGAAAUAUCAAAUGUCAGCACAACAUUUCUACGUAAAUACAUACAGUCAAUGUUUGACUAUAUAUUUUACCUCAAAUAAUAGUAAUUUGCCAUCUACAGGGGUUGGACAAUGAAACUGAAGCACUGGCCAAAAUAGUGUUUGAGGUUUCCUGCCUAUAUAUGCGUGGCCUGGUGACCAGUCUUCACUGAAUGUGUGUGUGUUCCACAUCAUCAGUAAGAGCCGAGUGUGAAGGUUGAAUUAGCAGAGCAAUAGCACAGCUGUACAUGAAAUACUGCAAUAAUGGGAGACAUCAGUGUUCAAAUAAGGACAAACUGCUGGUGGAUCUCGCUGCCACAUCUAUGACCAGGACAGCAAGUCUUUGUGGUGCAUUGAGAGCCACGGUCUCCAGGGUCAUAUCACAUCAUGAAGGACCAACCACAUCCAGUAGGAGUAACUGUUGAGGAAGCUGUAUGAAAGGGAUGUCCGGCCACUAACCCGGAUUAUAUCCAAGAAACAUAAAACCACAGCUGCCCAGCUCACUGUGGAGCUCCUUGACUCUCCUGUUUCCACCAAAACUGUUCAUCAAGAGCUCAACAUGGUCAGUAUUCAUGGUCGGGCUGCUACAGCCAAACCUUUGGUCAUUCGUGCCAGAGCUAAAUGUCAGUUUCAAUGGUGCCAGCAGUGCAAAUCAUGGGCUGUGGACAAUGUGAAACAUGUAUUGUCUGAUGAGUCCACCAUUCACUGUCUUUCCCAGAAACGGGAGAGUUAGGGUGUGGAGAAGCACCAAAGAGGCUUAUCACCCAGACUGUUAUGUACUCUGAGUGCAGCACGGGGUGGAUCAGUGAUGGUUUGGGCUGCAAUAUCAUGGCAUUCUCUAGGCCCACUACUUGUUCUAGAUGAGCGCAUCAUAGCCAAGGACUGCUGAACCAUUGUGUAGGACCAUGUUCACCUCGUGGCUCAAGCAUUGUACCCUGAAGGUGGUCCCAUGUAUCAGGAUGAUAAAGCACCAAUACACACAGACUGGUGACAGAGAGGUUCGAUGAAAAUGAAAGUGAAACUGAACAUCUCUCAUGGCCUGCAGUCACCAGACUGGAAUAUUAUUGAGCCACUUUGGGGUGUUUUGGAAGAGAGAGUCAGGAGACGUUUUCCUCCACUAGCAUCGUGUAGUGACCAGGCCACUGUUCCACAAGAGGACUGGCUCAAGAUCCUUCUGGCCUCUGUGUAGGACUUGUGUCCGUCAUUCUCAGUAUUGGCCACAAAAGGGGGGAGUACACCAUACUCAUAAGUUACUCUGGUCUAAAACCAGGUGGUUCAGUUCCAUUGUCCAACCCCUGUAUAUUACUUUUUAAUUGUUCAGUUGGAAGCACUUUUUUCUGAACCUAAUUUACAAUACUGCACUUGCAGUGAUAAUUCUUAAUCUUCAAUAGCAAAUACAGUGUCAGUCUGAAACAGACCAGUGCACUAGCUUUAUUUGUGAAUAUUAUAAAAAGUGACCAAAAAAAAGCCAAACCUUGGUCGACCCCAUACACAGCAGCAGUUGUAAGCAUGCUUUUGUUGUCAUGAUGGAUACAUAGAUAUUGUACAUUAUUGGGAUGUAGCCAGUGCACUGCUUUUCCUGUAACUGUCUAUGCUCAGCAUAUGGUGCAUUGUCCUAAAACGGCUACCCAAGAGUAAAAAAACAUGCCUUAUAUCAAAUUAAUGUUCAUAAAAAUGUAAAUUCAGAAAUCAAAAGGCAAUCACUAACCUGAUAACUAGUCAGCUCCGUAGACAGGUUUAGUCCUUUAUCUGUUUUAUAUGUGCA